AAUAUGAGUGUUCGGUUUUGCUCCUCUAUAUAAUGGGCAAGCACAAACACAUUUUACUACUAAUACUCGAAACCGUGGAGAAGAAGAUGGUGAUGGGAGAGAUGUUUGGUCAACUAGGCUCAGUAGCUGCUGGGGCAAUGUUUCUCUGGGCCAUGUUUCAGCAAUACUUCCCUUACCAGCUCCGGCCCUAUAUUGAAAAGUACAGCCACAACUUGGUGAGCUUUGUGUAUCCUUACAUUCAAAUCACUGUCCAGGAGUUCACUGAAAAUAGCUUCAGACGCAAGCGCAGCGAAGCCUAUGCUGCCAUUGAGAACUACCUCAGUGCCAAUUCAUCUACCCGGGCCAAGCGGCUCAAGGCAGAUAUCGUCAAAGACAGCCAAUCUGUAGUCCUCAGCAUGGAUGACUAUGAAGAAGUCACGGAUGAAUUCAAGGGGGUCAAGCUUUGGUGGGCUUCCAAAAAAAAUCCCCCUCCAAUGCAGACCAUUUCUUUUUAUCCUGCUGCUGAUGGGAAGAGGUACUAUAAGCUCACUUUCCAUAAACAGUACCGAGAUUUGAUCGUGGGGUCUUAUCUGAAUCAUGUGAUAAAGGAAGGGAAGGCAAUUGCAGUUAGAAAUCGGCAGCGGAAGCUCUACACUAACAAUCCAAGUCAGAAUUGGUAUGGGUACAAAAAGUCGGUGUGGAGUCAUGUAACCUUUGAGCACCCUGCCACUUUUGAGACUCUAGCAAUGGAGUCAAAGAAGAAGGAGGAAAUUGUUAAUGAUCUCACCAUCUUCCGUACGAGGAAAGAGUAUUAUUCAAAAAUUGGGAAGGCUUGGAAGCGAGGGUAUCUCCUUCAUGGUCCUCCAGGAACUGGCAAGUCAAGCAUGAUUGCUGCCAUGGCAAACCUUUUGAAUUAUGAUAUUUAUGAUCUUGAACUCACUUCAGUUAAGGACAACACGGAGCUGCGGAAGCUACUGAUCGAGACAACGAGUAAGUCCAUCCUUGUGAUAGAGGACAUCGACUGUUCGCUUGACCUCACAGGCCAACGCAAGAAGAAGAAGGAAAAGGAAGAGGAGGACGAAGAGUCCAAGGAUAAUCCAAUUCUUAAGAAGGGGAAAGAAGGUGAAAGCAAAGAAAGCAAGGUUACUCUAUCCGGGCUUCUGAAUUUUAUUGAUGGGCUGUGGUCAGCUUGUGGGGAAGAGAGGCUCAUAGUUUUCACCACCAAUUAUGUGGAAAAACUUGAUCCUGCUCUCAUAAGGAGAGGGAGGAUGGACAAGCACAUAGAAUUAUCCUACUGUUGCUUUGAAGCAUUCAAGGUGCUGGCUAAGAAUUACUUGGAUCUGGACUCCCACCAUUUGUUUGCAAGCAUCCGCAGGUUGUUGGAGGAAACCAAUAUGACUCCUGCUGAUGUUGCGGAAAAUUUGAUGCCCAAGUCCAUCAGUACUGAUGAUCCUGGGACAGCUUGUUUGGAGAAUUUGAUUCAGGCCCUUGAGACCGCCAAGGAAGAAGCGAGGGUGAAGGCCGAGAAGGAAGAGGAAGAGGAGAGGCUAAAGGCCGAGAAAGAAGGGAAGGAGAAGGAGGCAACUGCUGGAGAAGUGAAAGAGAAGGAAAUGUCAGGUGAAGAGGUGAAAGAGAAUGGAGUGUCGGCAGUGAGAGAAAAUGGGGUGAUCCCCAAAGAACCACCAUCUACUUAAUUAAUUUAGGAUAAGCUUUUAGGUUCAGUGUGUUUGUCAUGUAGAAUGAAGCUCUGGGCUAAAUGGACCAACUUCCAUCUGACUCUGGUCUGAUGCAGCUGGUUGUUUGGUUCAAGCUGUCUCUCUUGUUUCUCUUCUUAUUUCUCAGGCAGUGACUGGAAUAAAAGAAUUUCAAUUUUGUUUUAUUUUUAAUAUUA
This is a messenger RNA of Vitis riparia (riverbank grape), 1870 nucleotides long. Its product is annotated as AAA-ATPase ASD, mitochondrial-like. The record is from RefSeq and is a predicted model, not a curated record. The transcript has a single exon. The coding region runs from base 33 to 1673 and encodes 546 amino acids. Gene Ontology annotation, molecular function: ATP hydrolysis activity; ATP binding. Lineage: Eukaryota; Viridiplantae; Streptophyta; Magnoliopsida; Vitales; Vitaceae.